Messenger RNA from Lactuca saligna, 600 nucleotides. Lineage: Eukaryota; Viridiplantae; Streptophyta; Magnoliopsida; Asterales; Asteraceae. The record is from the annotation of a GenBank genome assembly.
AUGCAUGGUCCGUUCUCUGGACAUGAAAUGCUACAGGAACUAGAUAAAAUAGCUCGGAUGUUUGAGGAGAAUAAUUAUGCUACUGCAACAAGCAAGUAUCAGUAUUGUCAGAGGAUCAUGAUGAUUCUAAAAAUGAGAUCGCAAAAGCUCAUGCCAGAUGCUAUGGAGUCAAACUCCGGUGCUAAUACUGUAAACCUCUCAUAUUCAGGUUCUCAGAUGAUGCAGCUUUUUUCACAUGUCUUGCAAAGCAUCGGUUCAACUGGAAUUCAAGCAACUGAUGACACCUCUUUGGAAUCUAGUGAUUGGAGGGAUCAGCUGCAAGCAGAUUCACGACAAUGGAUUGUGAAUACGAUACUGGAUACCUUGAAGAGGCAUCUUCCGUUCUAUGAACAUGAGAUGCUACAGGAAUUUGAGAAAAUAUCUGUGAGAUUUGAAGAGAAGAUUUAUAUUGUUGCAACAAGCCAGUCUGAUUAUAUACAGAAGAUCUUCUUCAAGAGGCCGACUAUGGAAACGAUAUCACAAUAUCCCAUGACAUAUGCUAUGCAGUCAAACUAUGGUGCUAAUAGUGUAAACCCCUCUAAUUCAGGUACUUCCGGAUAG